Acromyrmex echinatior (Panamanian leafcutter ant) is the source of this 1102-nucleotide messenger RNA. It is a transcript of the gene Mocs2B, whose product is annotated as Molybdenum cofactor synthesis 2B. Gene Ontology annotation, biological process: Mo-molybdopterin cofactor biosynthetic process. Gene Ontology annotation, molecular function: molybdopterin synthase activity. NCBI's taxonomy places the organism in Eukaryota, Metazoa, Arthropoda, Insecta, Hymenoptera, Formicidae. Gene Ontology annotation, cellular component: molybdopterin synthase complex; cytosol. The record is from RefSeq and is a predicted model, not a curated record.
AACGACGAAUUUGUCGUUCCAAAUAGCAUUCUUAUACUAUCAGAAAACGAUAAAAUUGCAGUUAUUCCACCACUUAGCGGAGGAUAAUGGAGAUACUAAAGAAUUUUGUUAAGCUGCAACAAGAAGAAUUAAAUAUUACAGAAAUCAUGGAGCUGGUGACAUUUUCUAACUGUGGAGCAAUAUCUAAUUUUAUUGGAAUUACUAGAGAUAAUUUUGAAAAUAAAAAGGUAAUUAAACUGGAAUAUGAAGCUUAUGAAUCAAUGGCUUUAAAAGAGAUGACUAAUAUUUGUAACAAAAUCCGUUCACAAUGGGAUGUAGAAGGCAUCGCCAUAUAUCAUCGUAUUGGAGAAGUACCGAUAUCCAAAGCAAGCGUUGUAAUUACAGUUUCCUCUUCCCAUAGAGAGCAAUCACUGAGGGCAGUAGAAUAUGCUAUAAAUGCGUUAAAAGCAUCAGUGCCCAUUUGGAAAAAAGAAGUAUACGAAACAGGGGAACCACAAUGGAAACAAAAUAAAGAGUCUUCGAAAAACGAAGAAGUUCAGAUGACUUCAGAUAUAAAUGAAAAAAUACCAAAUAAAGAUGUUGUCGAUCAAAGCCUUGUACAAAUUCGAGCAAAUUCAGAAGAAUUAAAUCGUAGAAUAGAAUCAUUUAUUGAAAGAAAGCGCCAACAUGUAAAUACUGUGAAUGUUCAAGAGUUUUGCCGCUACAGUGAAAAUAAUGGUAAUGAAAAUUCUUGUGCAAGAGUAGAUGCCAUUCUUAUUCGACGAAAAGAUUCCAGAAGCCAUAUAAAAGUUCAUAGAGUGUUAAAUGAGUGGGGACCUCAAACUAUCGAUCAAUCAAUUUUACGCAAACCAAUUACAAAUAAUACAAUCGAGAGAAUAUCUAUGACAGAACGUAUGAUAGGAAUUAACAAACCAGUACCUAAAGAUAUUUACGAAAGAUUGAAAAAUAUUGAAGAUAGAAUAUUAUAUUUGGAAAGUAUAUCACCGGAGUAUAAAGAUUUUUGGACAUAAUAAUGUUACUACUUAGAUUUGUAGCUAGUAUGUGCUUCAAUGUUACUGUUUAUAUACAUUUAAUAAAAAUUUGACAUUUAUAAGAGAAAAAA